ACCAAAACCUUCACUUUUACUAUUCAUCAACAGAUAAAUUCACAUUACACUUCUGCCUGUACCCCUUGUAAUAAUGUCCAUAAUAAACAGUCAUACGUACAAUGACAACAUAAUUAAAAAUAACUCACAUAAACAUUAUAAUUUGUCGCCGACAAUUAUUUUAAGUAAUUUCAGUGUUACUUCGACUCUUGCGCCGAUCGCUCGUGUGAGCAAGAGUUUUUAAGUUUGCGAUAUUCGGUCUUAUUUGUUCAAAUUGGUUGAGUAAAUGCGAAAGAGUGUUUCUAUAUUGUCUGAUGAUCAGCAAGUGAUGUGAUUAUCACAGUGAUAUCAGUGAAGUCAUGUACGCUAUAAAAACAAUGGGUGAAUAUGUGUUUUCGCCGUUUUCGCUGGACACAUGGUUCGGACGGCCGAAGAAGGGCGGGAGCCAGAUCGACCGGGGCUACGACACCGUCCCCCGGGGCGCGGAGCCGAGGGCCGAGGACGAUGAACCGUCCGCCACCGCCGAGUACACUAGCAAGAUAGACGCGUUGGAUGAUGCACAGCUACAUAGGAGGUUUGAGGAGAUGCUGGCGGACAUGAAUCUCAAUGAAGAAAAGAAGGAGCCUUUGAGAAAAUACCCUCGAGAUCAGAAGAAGAAGAUGUUAGUCGCUUAUAAGUUCGUCAACACACAGAGCUUCGUUUUGAUUGCGGCAGUGGCUAAGCAAUGUCUUGACUCCCGCUACGACCGGGUCCAGUAUGAAUGCAUCAGAUGUCUAUCAGCGAUUCUCAACAAUACAGUCGGUAUACGGACCAUGUUCGAGUGCCGGGAGGCGCUACCAGUACUCGCCAGGAGUUUGGACGCCAGGAAACCACACUGCGCUCUUGAAGCUGCAAAGGUGCUAGCUGCUAUAUGUUUGAUCCCCAAUGGACACGAGAAGGUUCUGGAAGCGAUCACGAUGGCUGGCGAGUCGAGUCGGAAACCUCGGCUACUGCCCAUCAUUGAAGGUCUGGAGACCAAGACUCCUGAGAGCUUGAAGACGGGCUGCAUGCAACUUAUGAACGCGAUAAUCACGGAACCUGAAGAGUUGGAGUUUCGGUUACAUCUCCGCAGCGAAUUCAUGAGGACUGGACUCUAUGACUGGAUCGACGAACUUCGGACAGGAGCGGAGGGCGCGCGUCAGAUUCAAAUGAAUGUAUUCGACACGCACGCCGCCGCCGACCAGGACGAGUUCCUAGCCAAGUUCGACGAUGUCCGAGUGGACUUCAACGACGUGAAUGAGUGUUUCGAGUUAGUAAAGAACUUGGUGAUGGACACUCCAGCCGAGCCAUACUUACUCUCCAUAUUACAACAUCUGCUAUACAUCAGAGAUGAUGAGCUUAUCAGGCCAGCAUACUACAAGUUGGUAGAAGAAUGUAUAACGCAGAUAGUUCUCCACAAGAACGGCUACGACCCGGACUUUAGAGCGACGCAGCGAUUCAAUAUAGACGUUCAACCACUCAUUGAUGGACUUAUUGAAAAAUCCCGAGCCGAAGAAGAAAGGCGAGUAGAAGAAUUAAAAUCUAAGUUAGAAGCCGCUAUAGCGGCUCGACAAGAAGCCGAGGCACGUGCCGCCCAUCUAGAGGAGAGACUCAAGGCCGCACCCAACACAGGACCCGGGGGGGUCACGCAUAAUAACAUCGCUGCCAUCGCCAAAGUAAUAUCGAGUCCCGGCGGACCUCCACCACCGCCCCCGCCGCCGAUGCCCGGAGGACCCUGUGCACCGCCGCCGCCGCCUAUGCCGAUGUCAGUCACCUCUGGCGCUCCUCCACCGCCCCCUAUGCCUUCAGCAGGAGGAGGUCCACCCCCACCGCCACCGCCUCCAAUGCCUGGCGGGCCGCGUGGACCCCCACCGCCCCCGAUGCCGGGUAUGGGGGGCCCGCCACCCCCUCCGCCCAUGAUGGGAGGGCCCCGACCACCACCACCGCCUGGAGGGUUUAUGCCUAGAAUGCCGGUACCAGACGUGUUACCGCACGGCCUGAAACCUAAGAAGAAGUGGGAAGUCGAGGGACCACUGAAACGUGCCAACUGGAAGACUAUAGUGCCGCAGAAGAUGUCCGAGAAGGCAUUCUGGGUCAAGGUACAAGAAGAUAAGCUAGCGUCUCCCGACAUAUUGACUGGGUUGGCGCUCAAAUUCUCGAGUAAACCUGUCGCUAAGAAGAGCGAAGAUGCGGUUGAUAAGGUCCACACGCUGAAGAAAGUCAAAGACCUGAAGGUGCUAGACAGCAAAGCGGCUCAGAACCUAUCGAUCCUACUAGGCGGUUCAUUAAAACAUAUGUCCUAUGAACAUAUUCGAACCUGCAUACUACGAUGUGAUACGACCGUGCUCACCGCUAACGUACUGGAUUUGUUAAUACAGUACCUACCACCAGCGGACCAAUUGAAGAAGCUAGCAGAAUUGAAGGUGAACAGUGAGGAGUUGACUGAAGCUGAACAGUUCGCUGCGACGGUGGCUGAUAUUAAGCGACUGGUACCAAGACUUAGGAGUCUAGCCUUUAGGGAGCAUUAUCCUGAAAUCAUAUCCGAAGUUAAGCCGGACAUAGUGUCAGGCACAGCGGCCUGUGAAGAGGUGAAAUCCUCAGAGAAGUUCGCCAAAAUACUUGAGCUCCUGCUACUAUUAGGGAACUAUAUGAACUCGGGCUCCAAUAACGCUGGUGCAUAUGGAUUUGAAAUUAGCUUCUUGACUAAGUUAACAGCAACAAAAGAUUUAGAAAACAAACAAACAUUACUACAUUACUUAGUAGAGACCAUAGAGAAUAAGUUCCCGGAAGUACUUACGUUCGCAGAGGAAAUGCCACACAUAGACAGAGCGGCCCGAGUAUCAAUGGAGAAUCUCCAGAAAGCUCUGAAGAAGAUGGAGAAUGACAUCAAAGCGUUGGAGAUGGAUCUCAACAACUCCAGGGUGCCGCAGUGUCCAGACGACCUAUUCAACGACUCCAUGAGCUUGUUCGCAACGGAAUCUCGAGAACAGUGCGACCUCCUGCACUCGAUGUUCAAGAAGAUGGAAGCGUUGUACACCGAGCUCGCGGAGUAUUACGUGUUCGACCCCCAGAAAUACACGCUCGAGGAGUUCUUCUCCGAUAUCAAGACUUUCAAGGAUUCCUUUGUUGCGGCACACACGGAAGUAGCGGCAGCGCGCGAGGCGGCCGCCAGGGCCGCGCGGGCACGCAGCGCGCGCGCCGCCGCCGAGCGGGAGCGGAGGGACCGCACGCACAGAUACCAACAACUGCUCGACAUACACCACGCGCAGGACGGCGUCAUGGACAGGUACACGCACAGAUACCAACAACUGCUCGACAUACACCACGCGCAGGACGGCGUCAUGGACAGGUACACGCACAGAUACCAACAACUGCUCGACAUACACCACGCGCAGGACGGCGUCAUGGACAGGUACACGCACAGAUACCAACAACUGCUCGACAUACACCACGCGCAGGACGGCGUCAUGGACAGGUACACGCACAGAUACCAACAACUGCUCGACAUACACCACGCGCAGGACGGCGUCAUGGACAGGUACACGCACAGAUACCAACAACUGCUCGACAUACACCACGCGCAGGACGGCGUCAUGGACAGGUACACGCACAGAUACCAACAACUGCUCGACAUACACCACGCGCAGGACGGCGUCAUGGACAGGUACACGCACAGAUACCAACAACUGCUCGACAUACACCACGCGCAGGACGGCGUCAUGGACAGGUACACGCACAGAUACCAACAACUGCUCGACAUACACCACGCGCAGGACGGCGUCAUGGACAGGUACACGCACAGAUACCAACAACUGCUCGACAUACACCACGCGCAGGACGGCGUCAUGGACAGGUACACGCACAGAUACCAACAACUGCUCGACAUACACCACGCGCAGGACGGCGUCAUGGACAGGUACACGCACAGAUACCAACAACUGCUCGACAUACACCACGCGCAGGACGGCGUCAUGGACAGGUACACGCACAGAUACCAACAACUGCUCGACAUACACCACGCGCAGGACGGCGUCAUGGACAGGUACACGCACAGAUACCAACAACUGCUCGACAUACACCACGCGCAGGACGGCGUCAUGGACAGGUACACGCACAGAUACCAACAACUGCUCGACAUACACCACGCGCAGGACGGCGUCAUGGACAGGUACACGCACAGAUACCAACAACUGCUCGACAUACACCACGCGCAGGACGGCGUCAUGGACAGGUACACGCACAGAUACCAACAACUGCUCGACAUACACCACGCGCAGGACGGCGUCAUGGACAGGUACACGCACAGAUACCAACAACUGCUCGACAUACACCACGCGCAGGACGGCGUCAUGGACAGGUACACGCACAGAUACCAACAACUGCUCGACAUACACCACGCGCAGGACGGCGUCAUGGACAGUUUGAUGGAAGCUCUACAAAGCGGGUCAGCGUUUAGCAGAGAACGGCCGAGGAAGAAAGCUAACCCACGGGUAGCGGGAGCUGAAAGAAGAGCACAGCUAAGUAGGUCGCGAUCGCGGUCAGGUUUAACGGGGGCGAUGACCACGAGAGAAUUAACUAAUGAAUUGCUGAGCAACGCGUGAUGAGACUCACACCAAGUGAUAUUAGGAACAUAAUUAUAUCGUUACUCUUGUUAUAGUAUUCAUAACGAAUUUGUAAUCAUCACUGUCAUCAACUCCUACGUACACGGAUGUAUGAAUGAUGCGUUAAACAACACAAAGAAACCAAACGUGGUCAAACACACGCCAACUAUUGAACAAAAGUCGCCUUCAGUCCGACCAGAGUGGUACAACGACCACGCCGACGUGAAACAACGCUUACUUUGUGUGCAGACGUGUGUGUGAGGUUACAGAAGACCAAAUUCCUCCCCUCCACAAUCUCUCCAAUCGCCAAAUUUCCAAUCCUUCAAUCCCUGACUGCUUUUGUAGUGGUUGACCAUCAGUUUAGUAGGUUUUAAGUGUGGGAGUGCCAUGCUUCGGCAUUGCUGAGCCAGCUUGACCGUAGUGAUACCACGGCCGAGCUGAAAACUGACGUGAAACAACGCUUGCGUUGUGUUUCGUCGUGUGAGUGAGGUUGUUGGAAGUUUAAUUUCACCAAUCUUCCGAAUCCCCAACCAUUCUCAAACUCCUAAUCCCCAUAAGGCCGGCAACGCAAUUAUAACGCCUCUGGGUGUCCAUG
Spodoptera litura is the source of this 5193-nucleotide messenger RNA. The record is from RefSeq and is a predicted model, not a curated record. Lineage: Eukaryota; Metazoa; Arthropoda; Insecta; Lepidoptera; Noctuidae.